AUGUCAGGAUAAAAAGACUAUUCAGUUCCUAGUAGAUUUCCAUCCUCCAAUAGAAAAUUCAAAUUGAAAACUCUCUCUCAGUUUGAAGAAUCUCAAAUCAACCGCAAUCAAGAACUCGAACAUCAAUUGAAAAUGGUCUCAAAGUAAAAUGAUAAAUUAAGCUCCUUAAAUUAGUACUUAUAGUCCACACUAAAUAAGAGAAAUGAAGUAAUCUUCGAAGAACGAUAACUCUAUAAUAAGACGAAAUCCAUAGUAAGUCCUUAGAAAUCUAAUUCUACAUCGAAACGCUAAUCAUAAUAAUUUCAUUCGAGGAAAAGUUCAAUGCCUUACUUAACAUAAACGAGCAGACUGUAAUAUGUAGGAGAAGAGUAUUUUCGAUUGAAUUAAGUCUUAGAAAUUAAUAUAUCAGAUGAAGAAGCCAUCUCGUAUUUCGAGAAUGAUCCAAAUAUUAAGUUUGUUAGGUAGCUAGAUGAGGAAACAUUCGUACAAAUAGCAGAAGAAUAAAAUAUUAAAAAGUUACUCUAAAUACAUGAUCAUAUAUUGAAGUUGCAAAACUUUAUAAAGGAGAUGUUUGAGGCUAUCCUCAAAUUUAAAAAGAUUAUUAAAGCCUCCUAUUAAAUGAAUCAGUAAGGUCAACUUAAUGAUGCAAUUAGUUGUAUUGUAGAUCAAACUUAACAAUUGAUGAAUUGUGAACGAGCCACCUGCUACAUUGUUGAUGAAACUAAAGGGGAAAUUUGGUCCAGAGUUGCUCAAGGAAUAAAUUCCAUAAUCCGUAUGCCAAUAGACCAGGGUGUAGCUGGCUUUGUUGCAUUCAGAAAGGAAUCUGUCAACAUUCCCAAUGCUUAUGCAGAUGAUAGGUUUAAUAGAGAAAGUGAUCUGAUUAACCAUUUCAAAACAUAAUCUAUAUUAGCUGCUCCCAUCAUCGGAGAUAAUAAUUAAUGUCUGGGUGUGCUUCAGUGUUUAAAUAAGAAUUAAGGAGUGUUUACUAAUGAAGAUUCGGCAUAUCUAAAAUACAUUUGCAAUUUUAGUAAAGCUGUUUUAAAUCAUUCUCUUAAUUAAAAUCAAGUUGAAUCUACCCAAAACAAAUUGAGACAUGUAAUUAAAUACUUUUUAGAUAUUAUUUAAAUUGAAGAUCCAUGGAAAAUAAUCUCUAUUACAGAAAAAGUAUUGAAAAAAAUAAUGAAUUGCGAAGAGGCUCGGUUAGUUCUUAAAUCCAAUGAGUCUGUUUAUUAUAUGAAGUAUGGAAUCUAAUAAGAAACUACUGAGUUUUUGGGCAUAUUCAAAAAGGUGAUUGACAGUCAAUGUAAUGAAUCAACUUUGAACAAUAAUUCUAAUCCAUUUUUCGAUCCAACUUUAGAUAUAGACACAUAAAUGCCAGCCAUUACGAUGCCUAUUAAUAAGAACUCUGCAUUCCAAGUAUUAAACUUAAAAGGAGUCAAUAAAAAACAAUCUUAACAGUCUCACAGUGCCUUUGUGUCUGGUCUAGAAUUGGAGAUGUUAGAAUAUAUUAGAUCAAUCUUGUUCAUUAAAUUAAAAUGA
Molecule: messenger RNA, 1539 nt
Organism: Paramecium tetraurelia
Lineage: Eukaryota; Ciliophora; Oligohymenophorea; Peniculida; Parameciidae
Exons: 5
Molecular function (GO): protein binding
Source: RefSeq, a predicted model, not a curated record